This is a messenger RNA of Bombina bombina (fire-bellied toad), 939 nucleotides long. Its product is annotated as olfactory receptor 5V1-like. Gene Ontology annotation, biological process: G protein-coupled receptor signaling pathway. Gene Ontology annotation, molecular function: G protein-coupled receptor activity; olfactory receptor activity. NCBI's taxonomy places the organism in Eukaryota, Metazoa, Chordata, Amphibia, Anura, Bombinatoridae. The record is from RefSeq and is a predicted model, not a curated record. Gene Ontology annotation, cellular component: membrane. The transcript has a single exon. The coding region runs from base 1 to 939 and encodes 312 amino acids.
AUGAGGGAAGCUCACAAAAACAGUACAUUCCAAAUUCAAUUCCACCUCCAGGCCUUUUCCAAUUAUGUUGAAUGGCAACCUGUGUUCUUCAUUGGGAUUCUCUUAAUGUAUCUGCUGGCUGUCUUUGGAAACAUGAUGAUCACCAUACUUGUGUGCCUAGCACCUCAGCUUCACACGCCAAUGUAUGUAUUCCUGUGUAAUCUGGCUAUCCAGGAUAUUGUGUACGUCUCUUCAAUUUUACCAAAGCUGUUAUUCAUCACAAUAACAGCUGACAACAGUAUUAGUUUUCCAGGUUGUAUUACACAAUUAUCUUCUUUUUCAUUGUGCGUUGGUACUGAAUUUUUUCUUCUGACUUCCAUGGCAUAUGACCGUUAUGUGGCUAUUUGUAUACCUUUGCGUUAUUUUCUUAUUGUAAACAAAAGAGUGUGCAUACAGCUGAUCAGUGCUUCCUGGAUUACUGGUUUCAUAAAUUCAUUUAUGCAAUCUUUGCUAAUAUGUAAUCUAUCAUUUUGUAACUCAACAGAAAUCAACCACUUCUUUUGUGAACUAAAAACCAUGAUGAAACUAUCCUGCAGUGAUAUCAGCAGCAUUAAUACUUUACUAUCUGUGGAAUGUGUCAUUCUAGGCUUUAUCCCCUUUAGUUUGAUAAUAGCGUCCUACGUGUGUAUCAUUUCCACCAUUCUAAAGAUUAAGACCUCAUCAGGAAGACAUAAGAUGUUCUCCAGUUGCUCCUCACAUCUUACAAUAGUUAUUAUAUUUUGUGGGACUGUCCUCAGCUUAUACAUAAAACCAGAAUCUGAACGUUUUCAAGAACAAGAUAAGUUACUCUCAAUGCUAUACAUUGGUUUAGUGCCAAUGCUAAACCCAGUAGUAUAUAGCUUGAGGAACAAGGAUGUUUUGAAAGCAAUGAAAAAAAAUAUUGAAAUUAUAUCCAAAUAG